Paramecium sonneborni is the source of this 613-nucleotide messenger RNA. Lineage: Eukaryota; Ciliophora; Oligohymenophorea; Peniculida; Parameciidae. The record is from the annotation of a GenBank genome assembly.
AUGAGUAAAAUGGAUGCAUCCUCUUUAACUGAUUAGGAAAUUAAUGAUAUUUAUACAUGGGUUGAUACCUUUAAUCUUUCAAGACCUAAAAAAAAUAUAGGAAGAGAUUUUGCAGAUGGUGUAUUAAUGGCUGAAAUUGUACAUCAUUUUUUUCCUAAAUUGGUUGAAUUGCAUAAUUAUUCUUAAGCUAAUUCAACAUAAACUAAAUAAUAUAAUUGGAACACUCUAAAUACCAAAGUAUUUAUAUAAUAUUAUUACCAUAAAGGUUCUAAAAAAAUUAGGUUUCUAAUUAUCAUAAAAGGAUAUUGAUUCAGUAAUCCAGGUUGAAGAAAAAGCAAUCGAACGUGUCUUAAGAUUAGUCUAAGAAAAAAUAAAAUUCUAUUUGGAAAAUGAACCUUAAGUAAUGGAAACGUAAAAAUCUGCAUCUACUCAUAAACCAAGUAAUCUUUAAUAAUCUAUGCCAAAUGAAUAAGACUUAAUAAUUUAAGAAUAAAGAGAAACUAUUGGGAUACUUGAACUUAAAAUAACAAAACUAGAAUAAUUAGUGAAGUUAAAGGAUAGCAAAAUACAAACUUUUGUGCAGAAGUUGUCAUAACUUGGAUAUAAAUUUUGA